AUGAGCAAAACAGGACCAAACCAAACAAUUGUUGAUGGUGAUGAAGAAAUUCAAGAAAAGAAAUCAAAUAGUUCAUCUUCAAGUAAUUCUGGUGACCAAUACGGACAAUUAGAAACUUCAGACCCAAGUGAACAAGAAGCAGAAGAUGAUUACGGAACAUUUGAACCAAAAGAAUGGCACGAAGAAUUCCUAGAACUAUUACCAAAACUUGCACAUGGUGAAAAAGUUGACAAGAAAUGUUUUGAAGGAGAGUUAGUUAUUCCAACUGCUGAAGAAGAAAAGAAAGUUAAACUUGGAGAUUAUAUCAGAGAACGUAUUAUGGAAGUUGAUAAAAAAGGAGGUGAGGCUAAUGUAUUUGAAGAAGAAGAAAGACCAAAAAAAGAAACAGUUGUUGAAGAACAAGGAAGGUUAUUGAAAGAAUUCCAUCAAAAAGCUGAUGAAAUGAGUGAAGAUGAUGAUUUAUUAGUAACAAAACAAAAACCAGAACCAAUAAAUGUUGACGAAGAAUUAGAACAAUUAGAUGAUAACGCAAAACAAUAUUGGACAAAGUCAGAUAAUCCUGAUGACGAAUUUUUAAAGAAGUACAUUCUUGAAAAGAAAUGGGAAGAAAUUGAAGAUGGUAAAGAAGAUGUAGAUUUAGAUGAAGACCAAAAAGCUGUUGAUGCAGAAGAUGAUUUUGAAGCUGAACAAAGGCUUGGAAUUAUUUCGUAUGGAAGAACUGUUAAGGAUUCACUUCGUAAAGAACAUAAUAAAAGAAAAGAACAACGAGAACGUAGAAAAGCAAAAAAAGAAGAAGAAAAAAGAAAAAUGAUGGCUAUCACAGCUGAGCAAAAGAAAGAACAAAAGAAAAAGAUCGAAGAACGAAUUAAGGAAUUACAAAAAGAUGCUGGAGUAAAUUUUGAUCAACACUUUAUGGAUGAAGACUUUGAUGAAAGUAAAUAUGAUGAAAUGAUGGAAAAACAAUUUGGGGAAGAUUAUUAUAACCAAGAAGAUGAUGGUAUUGAAGCAUUAAGAGCAGAGAUUGCAGGAGAAAUGAAAAAAGAGGAUCAAAUGGAAGAAGAAAUUCCAAUGGAAGAAGAAAAUGAAGAAGAAGAAAAUGAAGAAAUAAAAACAAAUAAUAAAUCUGAAAAGAAAAAAAAUAAAAAAGAUAAAUUAGAUUCUAUCUCUGUUGAACGAUCAGAUGGAACUAAAGAACAUGUUGAUAUUUCACAUUUACGAGGAAAAGAUAAAAAGUUAGAUAAAAUGAUUGAUGACUAUUAUGGAAUGGAUUUUGAAGAUAUUGUAAAUGGAGAAAAAACAAGGUUUCCUUAUAUUAAUGUACCAAAGGAUGAUUCUGGAUUAACUGCAUACGACAUUCUCUGUUUAGAUGAUAAGGAGUUAAACCAAAUGUUAUCCAUUAAAAGAUUAGCUCCAUAUGAUGAACGAAAAAUUACUCAGGCUGAAAAAGAAAGAAUUCAAAGAAUGAAAGAAUCUUUAUAUGAAGAUGAUAAAAAACCUCGAUUUAAUAAGCAUUCUAAUCAUAGUAGUUCUACAAAGAAAUUUGAAAAGAAGUCAGAGAAAAAAUUUAAUAAAAAGGAGAAUAAGUUCAGUAAUAAACAAACUAGAAAAGGAGAUAAAAUCUCAAAAAAAAUGAUUAAAGAAAAUAAAAAGGUUAGAAAAGAAUAA
Molecule: messenger RNA, 1665 nt
Organism: Entamoeba dispar SAW760
Lineage: Eukaryota; Evosea; Mastigamoebida; Endamoebidae
Product: protein KRI1, putative
Exons: 1
Coding region: 1-1665 (554 amino acids)
Biological process (GO): endonucleolytic cleavage in ITS1 to separate SSU-rRNA from 5.8S rRNA and LSU-rRNA from tricistronic rRNA transcript (SSU-rRNA, 5.8S rRNA, LSU-rRNA)
Cellular component (GO): nucleolus; 90S preribosome
Source: RefSeq, a predicted model, not a curated record